Messenger RNA from Knipowitschia caucasica, 717 nucleotides. The record is from the annotation of a GenBank genome assembly. Lineage: Eukaryota; Metazoa; Chordata; Actinopteri; Gobiiformes; Gobiidae.
AUGCUCAACAACAGCGGCGCUUCCUCCGGUUACAGACCCAAACUGUUCAGCUCCAAAGUCCUUAGUCCCUCAUUUUCGUGUGGGUGCGGUGGACUUCACACAGAAGGAGACAAAGCAUUUGGUGACUUUCUCACUGAUGAAAUCAAAGAGGAGAAGAAGAUUCAAAAGACUAAAUCCCUUCCAAAGAUGUCUGGUGGAUGGGAGUUGGAGUUGAAUGGCACAGAAGCAAAACUUGCCAAAUUUACUUCUGGAGACAAAGUCAUUGUGACGUUCAAUAUCAACAACAGCGUCCCCCCUAACUUUGGAGAAGAUGUGGAACAGGGACAACAGAAACCAGCUGAGGAAGAGCCUGAAAUUGUUUCAACACCAAACUUCAUUGUUGAAGUUACCAAACAAGGAGCUAAGCAUUCACUGGUGUUCGACUGCAAUUUUCCUGAAGAUGAGAUAAGUCACAGUGAAGAGGAAGAGAGUGAUAUAUUUGCCAUUCGAGAGGUCAGCUUUCAGCAGGAAGGAGACACGGACUGGAAGGAAACCAGCUACACUCUGAACACUGACUCUCUGGACUGGGCACUUUAUGACCACCUAAUGGACUUCCUUGCCGACCGUGGAGUUGACAACACAUUUGCCGACGAACUGAUGGAGCUGAGCACGGCCAUCGAGCACCAAGAGUACAUCAAAUUUCUAGAAGAGCUUCAGAACUUUGUUAAAUGUAACUGA